GCAAAAACUCUUCCCGAUCGCUUUUGGUUUUACGUUUUCGUGUUCGAUUGACGCCAUCCUUGACUUUUCGUGAAUUUGUUUCGUGAAAAUCCAGUGAAAAACAGUGCCAGAACCGUUUGAUUGAUGCAGAAAUCGGUCUCCCUGUUCCAUUAUCUUCAGUUAUUUUUGUUUUUGCUUCAAUUGGUGCCGCACUAAGCGCAAUGAUGCAAUCAAUUUUGUUAGUUGGACAUCGGGAUAGAAGCAGCCAUCUGCAGCAGCGCAAUCAAUAAUUGCCUCAUUUCCGCACAGGAACUAAAGUUUUUUCAUUCAUUUUAUAUUCAAACAAUGGAACACAGCUAUUCUCGAGACUUCCUUCGUCCCCCAAUGGAGAACAGCCAAACGGCCACGACGAGGGCCCUGAUGGUGCAUCGGCCUCCGCAGUGCCCUUCCUGCCACACCCACAGCCAUGACGAGCGUAUCGACCUGGAGGAAUCGUACAAUCCGCCGAUUCCGUCCUAUAACGAGGAAAGCGCCAAGAUUGCGAUGAUGGAGAGCGAAAAUGUGACCAAACAUGUGCGCAACCUUAACUUCGAGGAGCUGGAUUGGGAGGAGAAGAUCAACAAACCUGGUUGGUCCGUCCAGCAGAUUCGAUUGUUCAGUAAAAUAACCAAGUUGUUGGACAUGGAUAGAUUGGCCCGGUUGACCAUCGCCGACAAACAGCACGAACCGGUCCACCGUCGAAUGGUCAUCGACAAAUCCGUUGGGCGUCUUCGACAAGCUCUGGCCAGCGUGUCAUGGGAGCCUCGGCUGACCCAGUGGAUUCACGGAUUGCUGAUGGAGAGCUUACCCCCGAGUUAUCUGGCCGCCUAUCUCGACAUUUUGCAGACCUUGAAGGCAAAGCUACCCAAUCUGGUGGACAAAAUGAUCUUUGGAAGAACGCUAAACAUCAGCCAAGAACUGCUCGGACCGGUACUCAAGAAGCCUUGGGAGCCAAUAGUGGCGCACAAGAACAGAAAACUUCCUGGUCAACCAUAUAUUGUGGUUGUUCCAUCCGGACCGAACAUGACUUCACCCAGUACCCGGCUGCAAAAGUGGUUUUCGCUGUUCGCCACGAUGGCUUCCGUCAUUCCGAUCACCAUGCCUUCACAAGGGAACGCCGUGAUGAAACAGUCAAUCCAGAACGUUUCGGAGCAAAUGGUCGCAGUGACGAGGGCCAAGAUCCAAGAAGUCCGCCAGGAAGCGCCCAAUCGGCCAAUCAUUCUGGUGGGAUUCAAUGCGGGAGCAGCACUAGCUGUUCAAAUCGGUCUGGUCGAAGCGGUCAGCUGUAUUGUGUGCUUGGGAUUCGCCUACAAUACAGUGAAUGGGCCUAGAGGCGCACCGGAUGAUCACAUCACGGACAUUACGGCGCCUGUGCUGUUCGUUAUCGGUCAGAUGUCGGCGAGAUCGAGCCAAGAAGAAAUCGAACUGCUUCGUGAAAGGAUGAUCGCACAAACUUCGCUGGUGGUGGUCGGUUCCGCAGACGAUUGCUUGCGAGUGUGUAAAUCCAAGCGUAAGAUCGAGGGUGUAACCCAAUCCAUGGUGGACAACAUGGUCAUGGAUGAGGUGGCCGAAUUCGCCACCAACUGUCUGCUAAACCCCCCGAGACCUAAGCAAACCAUCAAAGACCCCAACGGACAAAAAUCCAACCUAUUGUUGUCCAACAAUAGCAGCAACUUGGCGGCCACCGGAGGACCCCCUCCGAUUCCGGUUGGUACAACUGGCGCGACUCCUACUCAUCCACCUCCUCCAAUGCCCGGUGCGUACAAUCGUAAACGCAAAAUGAGCCCAUCUGCAGACGCCAACGAUCCGUCGAAAGCAGCCCGACCCAACAGACCGCCGCCGCCACCACCACAGGCGGUUCAGAGAAAACCUACCAAGUCUCAGAAACAAUCGCGAGCGGAGAAGAUGCUUCUGCAACAGAAUCAACAGGCACUGGAUGCGGCCAUUCAGAGCAUUCUUCCGUCAACGGGCAAGCCAUCUCCUGUGCCCAUCGUAAGCAAACCACAGCCACAGAUGACAAACUAUCAGAUUACCAGUGGCAAUAAUCUGGAAAUUCGCCAUUCGUCUGGAUCUCAAGUGGUAUCCGGUGUGGGCAGCUCUCCUAUUGUAUUGCCCAUGAUAAAACGAGAUACCACAAACCAACCACUAUCGACAAUUCAGUCUGCUACGCCUUCGACACCUUCUACCCCCGACAUUAAGGUGAUACCGGCGAAUCAGUUCAUUCAACUGAAACCUUCGGGAUCGACGCAGAAGUUCGUCACUCUCAAAUCAUCGCCAAAACCAGUCGUGUCGGUAAUUCCAAAGCAACCCAUUUCGUCAACUCCCAGUCCUUUGGCGAAGCAAACGAUGGUACAAUCACCAAUCCUUCCCCAACAUCAGUCCUUCAGUCCUACCAAAUUCACUAUUGUUCGCACGUCCACUGGUCUUUCAGGACAUUCUACACCCUCAUCAACUUCCCCUAUAAAAACCAUGAGGUCCCCUCCAACUCCAGACCUUUCAAACACAAGCAUCUUCGAUAUGCCCAUCGUAUUUGCCGAUAGUGAUGGCAACAUCCCUGAGGGUUCUCCACAAAAACACAUCGACAUAACUUCAAAACCUCCCCCUAACAUUAUAACCAUCGGUCCUGCUGUAACCAGCCAUCCCAUGCUGAAAACGGAACCCAUGAACCGCAUCAUCACGCUCCAGCCCUCAAUGAAGCCCAACAAAGUGGUCGUCAUCAACAAGAGCAACAUGAAACAAGUCCCACCCAACGUCUUGUCUUCGGUGACCCUCAACAAAUCGACCUCGAUCACCCCGACCGGCGUAAAAUACGCCAAAGUGGUCAUCUCCAACCCACUGAACAAGGCGACUACUUCUACAGCUUCCGCUCCCACCAUAAUCCCCAAGAACCUCACUCAAGUCCUUUCCAACCAAAAAAUCGAAAUCCUCAACAACACGGUUGUGAAGCAAGCACCCAUGCCCUCCACAUCCCACCAGCAGCAGAAAUUCCAACCCGUCAUCAUCAACGUGGACCCCAGCAAAACAACCACGAUGAAGAACUUCGUGCGCGUAGGGGAAACCCAAAUCCGGCCAAUAGGCAGCAGCCCAUCCACCAUGACCAUCCCGACGAAGGUGGCCUCGCCGGCCACAGUCGUAGCUUCGAGUGGGUCCGGGCAAGCCGCCCAAUUGGCCCCCGGUAUCCCUGGGACGAACACCAUCCUGAUUAAGACGAACUCCCUGUCCCAGCUGGCCAGCCGGAAGCCGGCCAUUCUGAACCGCAACAUCACGGUUCGCAAGGUGAACAUUGUGCCACAGUCGCAGGCCGGUAGCGUUGCAAGCACCGUUGUGAUGUCCUCGGUACCCAACAAGACGACGACGUCGACCAUCAACGUGCAACAGCAACAGCAGCGCCACCAGCAGCAGUAAUCGAAGGCACCGUAGUUUUACUGUAUGAAAUUAAUCGAUUUCUAUUGGAAAUAAAUCACGUAGUAUAACUAGUUCGGUAAGUACACAAA
Aedes aegypti (yellow fever mosquito) is the source of this 3512-nucleotide messenger RNA. It is a transcript of the gene Rcd1, whose product is annotated as KAT8 regulatory NSL complex subunit 3. The record is from RefSeq and is a predicted model, not a curated record. NCBI's taxonomy places the organism in Eukaryota, Metazoa, Arthropoda, Insecta, Diptera, Culicidae. Bases 325 to 3423 code for a protein of 1032 amino acids. Gene Ontology annotation, biological process: positive regulation of transcription by RNA polymerase II. The transcript has 5 exons. Gene Ontology annotation, cellular component: NSL complex.